UGGCACUUUCUUAUUACUUCCGGGUGAACGGGAUGUUGUGAAAAGCUGCAGGCUAACGCGUUUACCAUAUUUCAGGUUAUGAUUGUUAAAAGUCGAUGAAGACAAAUGUCUGCCUCUUCUGAACCGGGAGUAUCAAAAGCAAGGGAAUUAAAUCCAGCGACGCUCUCUGCGGGUAAAGCUCAGACAGCGGCGGCGUUAGUUGCUCAGGCCCGGAGCAAGAAACGAGCCGUCAGUCCCGCGACCCACACAACCCCGCAGCCAAACAACAACAACAACAGCAGCAGCAGCAGCAAAAAGAAGAAAACACCACCCGCGCCUUCAACUGCUCAGACUCAGAAUUUGUCACAGGUUGCUCCAGUGGAGUCGACCUCUGAAGGAAAACCAGUGGGGGCUGUUGACGUAGAGACUUCCACCAAAUGUCUUCCUUUUAAAAACCCCAGCUUUGUGCACUCAGGUAUUGGUGGAGCAGCAGCAGGGAAGAAAAAUCGGACGUGGAAAAAUCUCAAGCAGAUUUUAGCAGCGGAGAAAGCGCUGCCCUGGAAAAUCACUGAUCCUAACUAUUGCAGCAUAGAUGCGCCUCCUUCUAUGAAACCUGCUAAAAAGUACUCCGACAUAUCAGGUCUGCCGGCAAACUACACUGACCCUCAGACUAAACUGCGCUUUGCAUCGACAGAAGAGUUUUCCUACAUCCGUCAGCUGCCCACAGAUGUGGUGACUGGAUACCUGGCUCUCCGUAAAGCCACCUGCAUCGUGCCAUAAGAGAGAAUAUAAAACUUUUCUUAAUGCACUUUUAAAUGCUGUCUGACCAAUGGAUGUGAAGGACUGACAUACCUCUAUCACGUUCUGUUCCUUGUGUAUGUUUGUGUAUGUUUUACUGUUGCCUUUUUUAAUUUGAUUACCACACAAUAGUUACUUCUUUUUUUUUUUAGGUUUUCAGUCUGUUGUUUAAGUGAACUACUUGUAGUCUUAUGAUGUUGGUUUGGCUAAAUGAAAUACAAGAUCGUCUGUAUGUGUAACUUUGGUAAAAAAAGAACAAUACAAAGCAGUGUUGUCACA
Messenger RNA from Puntigrus tetrazona (Sumatra barb), 1056 nucleotides. RefSeq names its product INO80 complex subunit C (gene ino80c). The transcript has 5 exons. The record is from RefSeq and is a predicted model, not a curated record. Bases 106 to 759 code for a protein of 217 amino acids. NCBI's taxonomy places the organism in Eukaryota, Metazoa, Chordata, Actinopteri, Cypriniformes, Cyprinidae. Gene Ontology annotation, cellular component: Ino80 complex. Gene Ontology annotation, biological process: chromatin remodeling.